CCCUUAUCCAUUUUCUCUGACACUUCAUUUCUUCCAUAUCUUUUACAUGAAUUAAAACGACAGGUUCUUUCGAUUUCAUUAUGUGGCUUGCCUCAAUUUAUGGUUCUAGAUCACAAAUCGAGUCUGACCUGUCAAUAGUUUGGUCAUGUUCUUGUUGUAUAUAAACACCCAUUGAUUUAACACAAAGAGGGCAAAGUUGUAAGAAAAUAAAAAAAGGGGUCAAAAAGAACAAAAAAUCAAAUUUUGGGGGGGCGACACCAUAAAAUAAAGAGAAAAAGCAGAGUCCAGAAUCCGUUGCCUUGCCCGCAUCUGCAACUGGAAAACACAAAAACAGACGCCACGAUGGAUGAAUGAUUUCGCAAAUCGUCGAGAUUUUGGAAUUCGAUGAAGAGCGUAUCAACCUGGGCUUUGUCUUUCUUCUCCGACGAACUUUCUCGGCGAGCUGUUUCCGAUUGUUAUUUAUGGACCACCGCGAUUUCGCUUCUCUUAAUCCUUCUCCUUCAUAUCUUCUUUUCCACUAAAUUUCGCUUCUUCACUUCUGCUCCUUCUUCUUCUUCUUCUUCUUCUUCUUCUUCCUCUCCCUCUACAGAAUCAGUUCCCGCGAACUCUCAAUCAAGGAUAUCCAAACUAGUCUCUGAUGAAGAUUUGAAAUUUCUGAUCGAGAAUUUGGAGGAGGAAACAAAUGAUUCCACGGAGAUAUGGGAACAUGUUAUUCACAAAAGCAACGAUCGCAUUUCAUACUCUGCUAAACGCUGCAAACCCAAAGAUGGCGGUGGUCCUAUGAAGUACCUAAGUGUCACGGUCUUCGAGGGUUUCUCUGCAGAGAUUGUGAGGGACUUUUACAUGGACAAUGAUUAUAGGAAACUAUGGGAUAAGACUGUGGUUGAGCAUGAGCAGUUGCAGGUUGAUAGUAAUACUGGAAUUGAGAUUGGUCGCACCAUUAAAAAGUUUCCCUUGUUGACAUCGAGAGAGUACGUUCUAGCUUGGAGAUUGUGGCAAGGAAAGGAGAAGAAGUUCUACUGUUUCACAAAGGAAUGUGAUCACAAUAUGGUACCACAACAGAGGAAGUAUGUACGUGUAAGUUACUUUAGAUCUGGUUGGCGAAUCAGGCAAGUUCCCGGUAGAAAUGCGUGUGAGAUCAAAAUGUUUCACCAGGAGAAUGCUGGGUUAAAUGUUGAGAUGGCCAAGCUCGCCUUCUCAAAAGGCAUAUGGAGUUACGUUUGUAAGAUGGAAAACGCUCUUUGUAAAUACAUAGCAACCAGUCAUAGAACCCAAGGACCCAUUCUAUCUGCUGUCACCUUAAUGAAAGAGGUUCCAUCAGAGUUAGAAACUGGGACAGAUAAUGUCACAGGCUCCAUGGAAACAAGUAGUGGUGAAGGAGUGUUGAGUCAUGUUGUAGCCGCCAAACAGAAGAAAAAAAUGAGAAAGCCAUCAACGAAACUGAUAGCAAAAGGUCUAGUACUUGUGGGCGGUGCGAUCUGCUUGUCCCGUGGUCCCUCAGCCUUAGGUGCUAAAGUCGCAUUGGCUUACCUCUUGACGAAGCUGAACAAACGUGGAACUUCUCUGAAUCAGACCACCCAGACCACCACCAUUUAAGUAAAUUUCUCCUGAACUCUGGUAGCUUUUGGUAUCAAAUUGUUGUACCACAGUAGUACUACCACUAGCGUAUACAAAAUGCAAGUCGGUGUUGAUAUGAAUGUAAAAGCAUACAUUAUAAACAUACAAGCCUAAAGGUUAUCAUUCUUGUAAUUGUAUGUACUAUGUAAGGUCUUUAUCCCAAUCAAUCUUUACUUGAUUCUUGAGUCACUACAAAUUGUUCGAUUGUAGUUGAUAUUGGGACAGAUGAACAUUAGUGACAUUAAAGUUGAGACUAAAGAGAAAGCUUAUGAGGUCUACUUUUAGCCCUUCUUUUUGG
This is a messenger RNA of Arabidopsis thaliana (thale cress), 1915 nucleotides long. RefSeq names its product Polyketide cyclase/dehydrase and lipid transport superfamily protein. The record is from RefSeq and is marked reviewed. Gene Ontology annotation, cellular component: cytoplasm. The transcript has 6 exons. Gene Ontology annotation, molecular function: lipid binding. Lineage: Eukaryota; Viridiplantae; Streptophyta; Magnoliopsida; Brassicales; Brassicaceae. The coding region runs from base 385 to 1596 and encodes 403 amino acids.